Endocarpon pusillum Z07020 is the source of this 720-nucleotide messenger RNA. RefSeq lists its product as uncharacterized. The transcript has a single exon. The coding region runs from base 1 to 720 and encodes 239 amino acids. The record is from RefSeq and is a predicted model, not a curated record. Lineage: Eukaryota; Fungi; Ascomycota; Eurotiomycetes; Verrucariales; Verrucariaceae.
AUGGACACGAACACGGGCCUCACCCUCCUAAGCACCCUCCUCUCCCCGACCCCCCUCCUCCUCUCCUGGUUCACCUGGCUCAAGCCCUCGACAGCCCGGCCGCGCAUCCGCCACGACAUCCAGUACUUCACCAACCUCAUGGCCGCCAACCACGCCGCCGCCAUGCUGGAUCGUACCGCCUUGGUCGCGCCGGAAGAAUUGCACCGUGACCACGCGUUCGUGGAGGGUGGGUUUGGAAUUAACCCCGCUGCUGUUGGAAAUACAGGAGCUGCUGCGACGAGGAGGGUGCAACGGGAGAGGGUGAGCCCGGAAGAGGAGGCGAGGAGGUAUUUGGGAUGGGAAGAGAUGAGCAGGAGUGGGGAGGAAGAUCGAGAGAGGAGGGAGAAGGAGGAGAAGGAGAGAACUACUAGGGAGAAUCAAAGGGGGAGUGUGGCGAGAGUGGGAGAGGAAGAGACUGAUGUCGAGGCUGCGGACAGAGCUUGGGUGAGGAGUCAGCGGGCGGCUAAAAGGAGGUGUGUUGGCUAUGAUCAGAGUCCGAGUCCGGGUCCGGGUCCGGGUCAGGGUCAAAGUCAGCAGGGUGGGAGAGGAACUCGGAGUGUGUGGGCCGCGCCGGAGGCUGUACCACCAGCAUCUGGGAAGGCUUCGGGGCCGAGUGCGGUGGAUAUCGAGGCUCUUUGGGGACAAAUGCCCACUCCGGGCGCAAAGAGGGCUGCACAGUAG